AUAACCCGCUAGAAGCCGUAGAGCGCGCGCCACUCGCUCCUGAACAAAAUAUCGACGCGUAAACCGACGACCACCCUGAUAACUCCCUCACAAAACUGUGCCAUAGUUUAUAGUGCAACCUCCUCAAUACUUACGUGAAUUUAUUUCAAAUCAACGCUCGUCGACACCCGUAGAACAGUGCACCACGUUAUCAGUUUAUCAGUGAACUGUACAACACACGUUUUUUCAUAUGUCAAAAGUAAGCAGAAGACGAUAGUGCGGGGGGCCGGGAUGCAGGCGGCGGCAGGGGCGGUCAUGCUCGCGGUCCGGGCAGGAUAGCCGGCGCUCGCAGCAUGUGGGUGCGGGCGGCGCGCGCGAUGCGGGCCCUGCGCCGGGCAGCGCUGCUGGUGCCCCUGGCACUCACGGCGCUGCUGUUGUUGCUGCUGCCGCGCCCGCCGGCCCUCGCACCCGCGCCACGGAGCCCCUCCCCCCCACCACCGCUAAGGGUUGACUUGCACAUUGAGAACGCUAUCACGGAAUCGGACUACGCAAUAGGUCAUGAAGACGAGACUACUAAGCUCCCGUGGUUCAUGCGUGGAGGUGAACAUCGUCCAAAGGAGUACGACCCUGAGGCUAAGCUGUUUCCUGAAGAUUCACCAGGGGACGACAGAGUCGUUAAUCAACUAAUGUAUACGCUACCAAAAGACGAAGAUGUGCCUAUAAAGAAAAUCUUGCUAGCAAACGGAUUAGGAGCGUGGGGAGUGUCAGGAGGUCGGACUGAGUUUAUCCGGAACAAGUGUCCUGUAGACCGCUGCACUCUGACUGCAGAUGCCCGAGAUGCCGCUUCGGCUGACGCUAUACUCUACAAAGAUCACCACACUCCGUUCAAUAUAAAACGUUCACCCAAACAGAUCUGGAUCCUGUACUACCUAGAAUGUCCGUACCACACGGCGUCACUGCGGCCGUCAUCAGUGGACGUGUUCAACUGGACAUCCACUUACCGCCGGGACUCAGACAUCGUGGCGCCCUACGAACACUGGGUCUACUACGAUCCCCUCAUCACCGAGAAAGAUCUUGAUAGGAACUUUGCUGCUAAUAAAACUAAAAAGGUGGCGUGGUUCGUAUCGAACUGUCACGCUCGCAAUCGACGGCUGCAGUACGCGAGGCAGCUCAGCAAGUACAUCCAGGUGGAUAUCUACGGCGCCUGCGGAGCGCAUCACUGCCCCCGCACCGACCCCAACUGCCUCGAGAUGCUCGACAAAGACUACAAGUUUUACCUCGCCUUCGAGAACUCCAACUGCCGUGAUUACGUCACUGAGAAGUUCUUCGUCAACGGAUUGCAACACAACGUACUGCCAAUAGUGAUGGGGGCCCGUGCGUCGGAGUACGCGGCCCUGGCCCCGCACAACUCAUACGUCCACGUUGAAGAGUUCGCCAGCCCCGAAGAGCUCGCCAUGUAUCUACGACGUCUUGAUGAAGACGAUAAUUUAUAUAAUUCUUACUUCAAGUGGAAGGGUACAGGAGAGUUCAUAAACACGUACUUCUUCUGCCGCGUGUGCGCGAUGGUGCACGCGAACGAGCGGCGCCAGCGCAGCGCGCACUACGACGACGUGCAGGCGUGGUGGCGCGACGGCGCCUGCACGCGCUCCGAGUGGCGCACCAUGCAGAAAGACACCCGCGACAACGGCUAGGGGCGCACACACACAUCGCGAUCACACUAAUUCUAGGUUUAUCGCUUCUAGCCCACCUCAUCCAAGAGGUUCGACGAAUCUUAACAAACAUCAGUCGCUGAACCCCGGCGCCAUGCAAUUUAGUCAAUAUUUGUAUCGUGUCGCGAAUCGAGUCGAAACUUGUAAUCUCGUCCAUAUUAGCAUAGUGUAUACCUACACGAUAAUGUUAGUAGUUCUGUUAUAUUUUUAUUAGAUUGCCGGUGUUCGGUGUACGAGUUUUCCCCAUAAUAUUUUUGUUAUAGUGAGGCGCGUAGAAAGCGCAUAAUAUAAUGAUUAAGGAAUAAAAUAUAAUUCGAUGUUGUUGGCGCCCAACGUGGGUCUGUGGAAAAUUGAUGUGAACGAGACCUGACCUCUACAAUCAGAAAUCAUGUGCAAUAAAAAAUCUUUGUCAAGCAUAAAACAUUCCAUUGUAUAUAGUAUUCAAUUACUUAACCUACCUACUUUUAAACUAUUUUAUUACAGUCUAUUAACGAAUUUUAUUAGGUUUAAGACAAUUUUGUUUUGUAUGUUAGCUGUUUUAUAAAUACUUUUGUAAAUUAUUUGAAUUUUGUAAAUAUUUUUACUUACUAAUACAUGAUUAGUAGGUAUUUUAUAUUUAAUGUUGAAACUAUCACACCACAAUGUGUAGUGAAACGGAUAAUAUCCAUGUUCUAUGUUUUAAGCAAAGUUAUAAGUUUUUGGACUAGACUUGAUUGAUGAAAUUUUUCUUUAUCGAUUUGAUCAUUAUUAUACAUGUUUUCAUGCUUGUUAAAAAGCUCAAACUAUAAGUCUAGUCAUGUUGCCAUUGUGACAGCACAAUACCAAAAAUAAUCUUUCAUGAUUUUUGCGCACAAUUUGCACAAUUCGUAAUGACGUUUUCAUAUUUUAUAAUUUAGAUUAUUGCACUUCUUAGAGAAGUUAAAUUUUUAUGAUGUCUUUUCAAUUUAUUAAAUUAUUGAAGGUACUUACCUAGUAUUCAUAUUUAAUUAUUAUUGAUUGAAUGGUCUGUAUGUUAUGACUUAUGAACUGUUGUUGUGUUGGUAAUAUUUAAAUGUUAUUUUUUUAGAAUGUAAAUCAAUCUUAAUUAAGAGAAGCCCAAUACAAACAAAAUGUCUGCAGUUAUAAUUUAAUGCUGGUCUCUGAAGAAAUAAAACAUUUAAGUAUUGUAUUACAAAAAAAUUAAAAACCUGGCUGUCAUUACAGAGACUGAAAAAUCUUGAUAAAUUUGUAGGUUUUAACAUCAAUUUUGAGGAAACCUGCAUUUAAAGCUUAUUUAAGUGUUCCUCUCCAUAAAUCCUUAAUGUAUCAGACUCAUUGUUGUUUCAUAGGAUAAUCCCACAAUCUCCUAAAAAUCUAGUUUUAAAAAUAAUCAAGUAUCAAUGUCUUUACUAACAAUUGAAUGUUAAAAAUGUUAAGAUCUCAAGAAAUGUUGACUCCAUGCAGUAUGAUAACAAUUGCCUACCUACUUUAUCGUUAACUGUGCAUUUAAAUAUCAUAGGUUAAAAAAAAACAGUUUAAAUAUGUUAUCUCCAUUAAAACAUUCCAUUUCUAUUGUUCACGUACUUUGUGUAACACAUUUUUAUGUUAUAUUUAUGUAGCAAAUAUUAUAUAGACCAGGGAUGGCGAACCAAUGGCACGUGUGCCCGUGGUGGCACGAAGCUAAAUAAUUCGGGCACGCCAUUAUUUCACAAUUGAAAUUAUAUAUGUAAAAAAUCCAUAAUGUGCGAGUAAAAAACAAGUCCUUUCUUCAUAAUCUUUUACCUUUUCAUGUUAACUAUUUGCCUACAGGCACGCCUCAAUAAUUAUCAUUGUGUUUUUUAUUUAAUUUGGCACGUAAGUCAAUGAAGGUUCGCCAUCCCUGAUAUAGACAAUUCAUUGUAUAGUAAAAAGGAAUGCUAUUAGAUAAACUAUCGAGAUAAAACAACAUAGUAAAUGAAUAGGAAAGGGCAAUUACUAUGACUGGAUCGAAUGAUUAUGUGUAUGAGACACCAAUAAAUUUAUAUUAAUGUUAUAUAUUUAUAUAUACAUAUAAUUGUUUAUCAGUGUAAAAUGAAAGUGCCAUUCGUGUUUAAAUUAAUGACAAACCUUUUAAUUGGACAUCUAACUCUGAAGGCCUUUCAGUAUGUUGUGAUUAAACAAAUACUAACUUAAUUAAAUGCUUAUUGCAGUACAAUUAAGCCACCAACAUGACACCUAGUGUUCAUUUCACCAAUGAAAAUAAAUAAAUGAUGAAUUCAA
Molecule: messenger RNA, 3926 nt
Organism: Helicoverpa zea (corn earworm)
Lineage: Eukaryota; Metazoa; Arthropoda; Insecta; Lepidoptera; Noctuidae
Gene: FucTA
Product: glycoprotein 3-alpha-L-fucosyltransferase A
Exons: 8
Coding region: 333-1670 (445 amino acids)
Cellular component (GO): membrane
Molecular function (GO): alpha-(1->3)-fucosyltransferase activity
Source: RefSeq, a predicted model, not a curated record